This is a messenger RNA of Cheilinus undulatus (humphead wrasse), 6226 nucleotides long. RefSeq names its product sema domain, transmembrane domain (TM), and cytoplasmic domain, (semaphorin) 6D, like (gene sema6d). Gene Ontology annotation, biological process: negative chemotaxis; semaphorin-plexin signaling pathway; axon guidance. The record is from RefSeq and is a predicted model, not a curated record. Gene Ontology annotation, molecular function: semaphorin receptor binding; chemorepellent activity. Lineage: Eukaryota; Metazoa; Chordata; Actinopteri; Labriformes; Labridae. The transcript has 20 exons. The coding region runs from base 251 to 3577 and encodes 1108 amino acids.
GAGCAGGCAGGCUGAAUGCUCGGAUGUGGCGAGCGGAGCUCAAAUCCGUGCGCAACUGGAUGAAAAAGGGAAAAGUGGGGUCCGGAUGGAGCUUUAAAUGAGAGGAAUAUUACAUUCUGGGUGUUUUCUCUUAAAUGGAUUACCAAAGGGAUAUGACAAACAGUCGGAUUGGUCCAUUCAUGAGUGAAUUCGGAUACUUAAGGUAACAUCUCCACUAGUGUGAAACAGGAAGUGUCGUCUGUGAGCAGCCAUGGGCCAGAGAGCUGUGCUUCUGCUCAGUGAGCUGCUGCUGCUGCUGCUGACAGCCUCACGCACUCUCCUCGCAGUCAGCUUCCCAGAGGACAACGAACCCCUCGAUGUCGUUGACGCACACUUUUCACGGAGGUACCCUGUGUUCAGAGGCCGGCCCUCUGGCAACGAGUCACAGCAUCGCCUCGACUUUCAGCUUAUGACCAAGAUACAGGACACACUGUUCAUCGCUGGCAGAGAUCAGGUGUACCUCGUCAGUCUGAGAGAAUCCUACAGGAAUGAGAUCAUCCCAUACCGGAAGCUAACAUGGAGAUCGAGCCAAAUCGACAGAGACAAGUGUGCUGUCAGGGGAAAACACAGAGAGGAGUGCCACAACUUCAUCAAAGUGCUGGUCCCCAGAAACGAUGACCUGGUGUUUAUCUGUGGUACCAACGGCUUCAACCCCAUGUGCAGAUACUACAGGCUGGAUAACCUCGAGUUUGACGGGGAGGAGAUCAAUGGAUUGGCACGGUGCCCAUUUGACUCCAAGCAAACCAACGUAGCCCUAUUCGCUGAGGGGAAGCUGUAUUCUGCAACUGUAGCCGACUUCCAGGCCAGUGAUUCUGUCAUCUAUCGCAGUAUGGGUGAUGGAUCGGCCUUGAGAACCAUCAAAUACGACUCCAAAUGGCUGAAAGAACCUCAUUUCCUGCACGCAGCGGAGUACGGGAAUUAUGUGUACUUUUUCUACCGAGAGAUUGCAGUGGAGCACAGCAAUCUGGGCAAGGUUGUGUAUUCCCGUGUGGCCCGGAUCUGUAAGAACGACUACGGCGGCUCGCAGCGGGUGCUGGAGAAGCACUGGACAUCUUUUGUGAAGGCGAGGCUGAACUGCUCCGUGCCGGGAGACUCCUUCUUCUACUUUGAUGUGCUUCAGUCCAUCACUGACAUCAUCGACAUCAAUGGCGUUCCCUCUGUUGUUGGUGUGUUCACCACGCAGAUGAACAGCAUCCCAGGGUCAGCAGUGUGUGCCUUCUCCAUGGCUGACAUCGAGAAAGUAUUCUGGGGUCGCUUCAAAGAACAGAAGACGCCAGACUCUGUGUGGACUCCAUUUCCAGAGGAAAAGUUGCCCAAACCACGACCCGGGUGCUGUGCAGGUCACGGUCCAGCUGCGUCCUUUAAGAGCUCUGUUGAGUUCCCGGACGAUACCCUGCAGUUCAUCAAGUCCCACCCUCUCAUGGACACAGCCGUGCCUUCUAUUGGAGAUGAGCCGUGGUUCACAAAGACACGUGUCAGGUACAGGCUGACAGCGCUGGCUGUGGACAAUGAAGCAGGACCUCACAAGAACCACACCGUGGUGUUCAUCGGGGCUGAGUCAGGCGUCGUCCUCAAGGUUCUGGCCAAGACCUCCUCUUCGUCCCUGAAUGACAGCCUGCUUCUGGAGGAGAUAGAUGUCUUCAACAGGGCCAAGUGCCUGUCUAACCGUGAGUCUGACAAGCGUGUCCUCUCGCUGCACGUGGACAAAGACGCACACAGCUUGUAUGUCGCCUUUUCAAGCUGUGUCAUCCGUAUUCCCCUGAGCCGCUGUGAAAGGCAUUCUUCCUGCCACAAGUCUUGUAUUGCAUCAAGGGAUCCUUACUGCGGCUGGAGGCCUCACGGAGCCUGUGAGAGGAUUCAGCCUGGUGUUUUGACUGGUUAUGAGCAGGAUGUUGAGUCUGGAAACACUGCACACCUUGGAGACUGUCAUGCAUUUUUGGGCACUACAUCAGCGCCAGAUUACAAAUCAUUUGGCGACCCUACCUCUGACAUGGAGUUUUCAUCAUCGCCAGUCACUGUCCACCCCAGUGGGCCCAUACACCCCCCAGUACUCAUACCCACUCAGAGCCCCAGCUCUGAGCCUGGUCCAGAGCUCUACGGCUCAGGCUUUGUGCUGCAGGAUGACCCAGCCACCUCCCAUUCUUUAGACUCUUUCCCAGGGGGCCAAGAGGGUGUUUGGGAUAUCCAAGCAGGUGAGACCAACCAGAUGGUCCACAUGAACAUCCUCAUCACCUGUGUAUUUGCUGCCUUCCUCAUGGGUGCACUCCUGGCUGGUCUCAUUGUUUUCUGCUACCGAGACUCAUUCCUCCGAAAGCCAAGACAUGUCCACAAGGAUGCAGAGUCUGCACCGUCCUGUUCUGACUCUACUGGAAGCUUUGUCAAGCUAAACGGCCUCUUUGACAGCCCUGUUAAGGAGUACCAGACCAACAUUGAUUCUCCAAAGCUGUACACCAAUCUGCUGAGCAACAGUAAAGACCUGAACACACCAAAUGGGGAUACCAAGACCAUGAUCUUACGGGACGGAUGUCAGCCCCCUGAGCUUGCUGCCCUACCUACACCCGAGUCGACUCCUGUGCUCCAGCAGAAAGGACUACAGCCAAUCAAAAACCAGUGGGAGAGAGCUCACGGGAAGGUCGGUGGACCACGGAAGGAGUCCAACUCAGCAAAGAGUCCUCAGUUCCUUUCGUCUCCAGUUCCCCCCAACUCCAACCCCCACCAUCCCCAUCUGGCCCUAGGACACUCCCACAUCCCCAGUGCGGUUGUCCUGCCCAACGCCACGCAUGACCACCCUGACUUUGAUGAUAUGGAUGAUACACUGCCACAUUCAUCUGACAAGAAGUUAAAGAACCCGGAUUCUAAGGGAAGUAGGAAAGAGCAGAAGAGAUCUGUGGAUGCAAGGAAUACCCUAAAUGAUCUUUUAAAACACCUCAAUGACUCUGUGGCCAACCCAAAGGCCAUUCUUCAGGAGGGAUCAGGGCCCCGCCCAAGACAGCACCUCACACUGGAGCCCAUGGAGGAACUAACUGAAAUGCCCCCUAAGGUGCCCAGCCGUGAGGCUUCUCUUUACUCCCCUUCCUCCUCCCUGCCGAGGCACAGCCCCACCAAGAGGGUUGAUGUUCCUCUACCCUCCACUCCCACCACGCCAACAGGCAGCUUAAGCAUGGGAGGGACAUUGGAGAGGCAUAGAGGGGGGUAUCAACUUCAACGGAGUGCUUCUCAUAGGCAGUCCUUAUCCACCUCCCCAAACGGGGUAACAAUGGGGGUGUCUGUGUCUCGCCAGCACAGUAUGAACAGAGGGGGUUACAUGCCUCCAACGCCGCCCUCCAGACUUGACUCUCAUGGCGGAAUGAUGGGGGCAGGAAUGCACUCCGCCCACCCCUCCUCUGUAUCCCGACAGGGCAGCUACAACGGGCAUUGCUCACUCCCUCGCACGGGGGUUAAACGGACCCCAUCGCUAAAGCCAGAUGUGCCCCCUAAACCCAAUGGGUUUUCCCCACAGACUCCACAGAUGCGAGUGGUCAACAAGUACAGUUAUUAGAGGAACAUGGACUCUUCUGAUGAGCUUUGAGCCCCUAGUGCUUGGGGGGGCUACAGUUGGGGUAGGGCCUGAUGUGUGUUUGUGUAUUGAUUUGAGGUGUGUUCCCCCUUUAAAUGAUAUGCACAUUCACUUAAACUAAAAAGGGAAAAUCACACAUGUGGCCAAAGAUACUCCUUGGAGCUGUUUUGCUCCUCAUGUCCCCAUGUCCCUCCCUUGUCACGGUAGCCAUGGGAUAUGAACAGUGGUACAUCUGCUUGUCCACGUUGUAUCCAGGCUCGGUGAUACCCGUUCCAACACUAGGUACGAGGUUUAGGACACUGAGCCCGGGCUGCUAUGGCGCCUGUGCGUGCUGUACGAUGGUCAAAAUAGUGGAAUACUUGAAGAAUGGGUCUCGUUUGUCACUGCCCUUGAGCACUGUCUUCCCACUAAUGUGAACUGAAUAAAAAGGAGAGGUAGGCCAGGCCUAUGUUAGCAAGAUGGCUGGGGGCAGCAGAGAGGGAACUCAAAAAUCAUAGUGUGCAUGUUGCUUUAGAGACAUGACUGUGGACAGGUGAAUCAAGUAUGAGCGGACAGAGUGAGUGCAAAUGUUUGUGUCUGGAAUGCAGGUUUGUGUUAAGGCAAUACACUCAUAAGGCCUUCAAAUUUAGUUAUCAAGGACGGUAUCACAUGCCAGAGGAUGCACCUAAAGGCCUGUCUAAGACCUAAGUCACUGUUUCCCAUAUAAACAUUAUUAUCUAACUUUGCUGUUUGAAUCUACCUGAAUGGGCCUAAAACGUGUUGUUAUGACUCUGAUGUGCUUUUAUGAAAAGGUUAGGCUAAAGUGAGGUCAUGCUGGGGGUAAAAUAGGACAGGGACUCUCUGUCUCACUGGGAAAUUUAACAUAGUACAUUUGCUGCUAUUGGUUUUAGACAUCGCUGAUGGGUUUUCUUCUCUGCCUGUUGUCCUUGAUAUGGGUGUGCACUUCUGCUUGUGUGCAUGGGUGAGUGAGUGUGGUACAAUGCAAACAGAGGCCAAGAUGUUCAAUUUCAGCAACCAAACACACUGUUAAGACUGAAAUACGGGGGAAAAUACUUUUCUCCAGGACUGAAACCUCCUUUAACCUCUACUGCCCCAUUGUAGGAGUUUACGCUGGUGGUUCAAGAGACUUCUUUCUUAAUGUAGCAAUGGUAUUAAGUAAAAAAUAUACAUUUCAUCUCAUUCUAUAAAUGAAUUUUGAACAAAUGAUUUGCCUUUAUAAUGUUUUACUGUGUUAUUUAAAGAAUUUUCAUAUGAAACUGAAGCAACACCAAUGGUUUAGCCCAUUUAAAGGAACUCGACAUUUCAGGGCACUUCUGUUUAACUUGUGUGUACCCUCAUAGAAGUAAAUUUCCUCCUGCAUUAAUCCUCUUAAAGGUAUAUCCAACUGACCCCAGAAAUAAAAAUGUGGAUGUAACACAUCUGUCUUCUGCAGCCCCUGCUUCCUGUGCAGCUUCCCUGUGAGUGGCCAGUGUACAAUCAACACAACGAUUACCAAUGUGUCCAAAUGAGUCAUGCUGGCAAUGACAAGAUCCUGUAUAUAAUUAAAUACUAUAAAUAAGGAGUAUGAAUAUUUUUAGGCAAGUGAACCUGAAUCUGUGCAUUGUGUGCCUUAUUCACAAAAUGAACUAGUACAUUAUAUAUUGGCAAUGUCAAUUGGUCCUCUGUAUGUUAUCGUCAUAUACUAUAUACACAUUUUUUAUAUGAGAAAAUUCAAAAAUCAGCAGGAUGUGUUGAAAAAUCACUACCUAAUUCAAACUGAAGGGAUGUGGAUGAAGCAGACAAACAUUCCACUCAUGAAUUUUACACAAGGAUAGUCAACAUCGUCAUUUUGGAAUCAGUUUUUCUCCUUUACUGUUUGUGUUGAACGGAAAGGUGUCAAACCACCACAAAGAGGUGCCAUGCAGUGAAUGUAUUUUCUUGACAGUGGGAUGUAGGGUGGUUAGACCUUGUACUGUGGAGCAGUCGGCUCAAUGCAGCACAUCCUGCCCACAGCCAAUGUAUUAACACAGUGUUCAUGUGAAAGCCGUCUGUUGGCACGGACGGCGUCACGCAGAAUCUGUAAUUCCACGGGAUUGCAGCGACAGGAAUUCUUUCUAUUGGCCAGUAGAAACGCUUGAGGGAUCACAUCUCUUAGCAUUGGGGUUAUAAUAUGGGAGACAUCUGCAAUCCUAUCCGAGUGUCAGUUGCCUGUUUAGCCCAAAGCCACAUUUUGUUUACAAGUGAUGAUUGUAUGUAAAGAUUCUGCCUGUCAUCUAACCAGUGUUUGGGCUCUCUUUUCUACUCAACGACACAUGCACACUGACAUCACAAACAUGACACACUGCUCAACUGCCUUGUACAUUGCAAUAUGAACUGGGUCUUUCUGUUGCAAUCUAAAUUGAAGCCUUUAUAUUUCAGUCCGAGCUCGGUGUGUGUGCAGAUGAACCGGAUUUCGUCAUGUAAUUUUUGAUUUAAAUACUGUGCAACAUGGCGAUGCAAGGCCAGCUGUAUAUAUGAUCUUCAGAGUAUUUGAGCGUGUAGAUAUGUUGUAAAGUUGUACUGUGAAUGUGUAAAUAAUAAUGAUGGUCUUUGUUUCAUGAUAUUUUUUGUUGAUUUUUUUAACACGGCAUGUAUAGUUGAAAUAAAACAUUA